AUGGCUGCAGCGCCCGUGGCAGCGAGCCCAGCACAGCCGGGAACGGAUCAGUCAGAUGCAGUUGAGAGUUCAACGGGGGUGGAGUUCCGGCUUUGCGGCGUCUUGUUGCAGAGGGAGAAAGAGGAGCUUCCGAUGUCAAUUGAGGCUUUGAUGAAGCUCGCCGAGAUUCUUCCGUGCCAACUCCCGGUACUGAGACAGAGCGACGCAAAGGUGGCGGCCAAAGUGGUCGGACCUGGCGGUGGACCCCCGAACUUCUUCGAGCUCGAAGCAAACCUGAACAAGUUUUGGGAGGCAAACUCAGGUUCCACAAUCGACAUCGAUGUGAAGAAGAAGAAGAAGAAGAAGAAGAAACUGUCUCAGAACCCAGAGCUGCGGCGGCGUUUGUGCGACUCUGGUUUUGGGGUUGCAUUCCCAUGCUUUGGGGUGCUGCUAGCAUUGCUGACUGGGAACAGCUUCGGGCUGCUGCCGCGCGAGGUUGCUACAGCAGUGAAGCUGUUGCAGCGGACGUGGGGCAGCGUAGUGCGCCACCAUGAUGACAAUGCCCCGCUACAGCAAAUGACUACUUUUGCCGCAGCGACUGUGGCUGCCACCAGUCACGCUGAAGAUGGGUAUCUCAACGCGUUGUUCAUGGAGGAUGCGCGGAGCUACCUGAUGGACAGCAUGGAAACCUCAAAAAUAAAGAGGAAGUGGUCCGACACUCUCUUGAGAGUGCGAACAUCCCUGCGGACACGUCCAAACAUAUUUUGGGUCAGAUAA
Molecule: messenger RNA, 756 nt
Organism: Symbiodinium natans
Lineage: Eukaryota; Dinophyceae; Suessiales; Symbiodiniaceae
Source: the annotation of a GenBank genome assembly